GCAAUCCUUCCCCACCACUUCCACUCUUCUCUUCAAGCUCUCUCUUUCCUCUCUCCUCUCUCCCCUACCACCAUUAUAUGGCUAUAAGAAAGUCCAACAAGCUACCCCAAACAGCAGCUCUCAAACAAAUUCUCAAGAGAUGCUCAAGUUUUGGAAAGAAACUAUAUGAGCAACAAGGCCUUCCUGACGAUGUACCAAAAGGCCACUUCGCUGUGUAUGUUGGCGAGAAUAGAAGCAGAUAUAUAAUUCCAAUAUCAUGGUUGGAUCACCCUGAGAUUCGGAGUUUGCUUCAAAGAGCUGAAGAAGAGUUUGGCUUUAAACAUGAAAUGGGUCUUACGAUUCCUUGUGAAGAAAUCGUCUUUCGCUCUCUUACAGCUAUGAUCAAAUAAUUAUAAGGAGAGACAAGGGAUGAAGAAAAUUGAUUGAUAUUAGGGUUGUUUGGAGAUGGAGACAUGUAUAUAUUAUUGGAAAUCGGUAGAAAAAGAUAUAGAAAAUAAAUGAAAGAUGAGUAGAAUAUUGCUUGAGGCGUGAUAAUAAUCACUGUCUUUAAGGAUAAUUCGCCUUCGCCAUACAACAAGCCUUCUGAAUUACAAGUAACUCAGAGCAGCAGCAAUUACUCAGAAAUAGAGAAGAAGCAGUGGAGAGAAAAUAGAAGUAUUUGCUUUUGUGUGUACCCAUAACACGUAAAUGCACUUGUUUAUCAUUAUUCAAAUCCACAA
Messenger RNA from Manihot esculenta (cassava), 719 nucleotides. RefSeq names its product auxin-responsive protein SAUR50. The transcript has a single exon. Bases 78 to 389 code for a protein of 103 amino acids. NCBI's taxonomy places the organism in Eukaryota, Viridiplantae, Streptophyta, Magnoliopsida, Malpighiales, Euphorbiaceae. Gene Ontology annotation, biological process: response to auxin. The record is from RefSeq and is a predicted model, not a curated record.